GAUAAGAAAGAUUUUACCGAUGGGAUUGAGAGAAAGGAACAACGCAUUUAAAAAAAAAAAACCUAGUAAAUAAUAAAUUAAUUCGUUGUGUUGGAGUCGCAGUGAACUCAACGCAGACAAAUUGGAAGUCGUCGUCGGCCGGCCGUCUGAUACGGUCAAAAAUGGAUUACCGAUGGACCAAAGGUAGCAGCAGCAGUAGUAAGCAUGAUUCUUCUGGUUCCCGGAGAAACCAAUUCAAAAAGGAUCAGGCAUACGAUGAUGAUGAUUUUCGCUUGCCCAGAAAUCAAAGGCCAACUGAAAACGUUGAUCUGGAUAAUGUUGAACAAGCUUCUCUUGACACACACAUAACUUCUUCUAAUAUUGGUUUUAAACUUCUUCAAAAAAUGGGUUGGAAAGGAAAGGGUCUUGGCAAAAAUGAACAAGGAAUAGUUGAACCAAUAAAAUCUGGGAUUAGAGAUCCAAGACUAGGAGUCGGCAAGCAAGAAGAAGAUGAUUUUUUCACUGCAGAAGAAAAUGUCCAGCGAAAAAAACUCGAUAUUGAGUUGGAGGAGACAGAGGAGAAUGUGAGGAAGCGGGAGGUGUUAGCUGAACGUGAGCAAAAAAUUCAAACCGAGGUGAAAGAAAUUCGGAAGGUGUUCUUUUGUGAGCUCUGCAACAAGCAAUACAAAUUGGCAAUGGAGUUUGAAGCACACUUGAGCUCUUAUGAUCACAAUCACAGGAAGCGUUUCAAAGAAAUGAAGGAAAUGCAUGGCAGCAGUAGCCGGGAUGAUAGGCAAAAGCGAGAACAGCAGCGUCAAGAAAGAGAAUUGGCUAAGUUUGCCCAAAUCGCUGAUGCUCAAAAGCAGCAACGGCUUCAACUGCAACAAGAGUCUGGAUCAGCAGCAGUUUCAGUUUCCUCUGAAUCUAAGACUGCUACUGCACUUACAGAUCAGGAGCAGCGAAAUACUUUGAAGUUUGGGUUUUCUGCUAAAGGCACUGCUUCCAAGAGCACAUUUGGUGUCAAGAAGCAAAAUGUUCCGAAGAAGCAAAAUCUCCCAGUGGCCUCUAUAUUUGGAAACGAUAGCGAUGAAGAGUGAUGCGUAUUUAUUUUUGCAGCUCUUAAUCAGUGUAAUAUCAUAACUCCCGUGGUUUCGGUUUGGUUUGUUAUACGUUGUGUUUGUGUGUUUGUCGCCGUUGUCAAUUUUAAAUGGGUAAAAAGUUUGGGAUUCUUUUUUACUUUGGAGAAUUGAACACAGACCAGAAUUGCCUGCUUAAUGUAUGUGACAUUGUGUAUUGUAAGGAUUGUUUUUAUGUAACAGUGCACAUAGAACCUUAGAAUAAGUUGAGCCAGUCACUGGUAUGGCAAAACUCAAGAACACGUUUGUUUUUAUUUCUCCGUUUGAACAAUAACGUUUAAUUUGUAGACACGUGAUAGUGAUAAAUUGGUAGUGAAGCUAUUUUAGUGGUGUU
Molecule: messenger RNA, 1449 nt
Organism: Medicago truncatula (barrel medic)
Lineage: Eukaryota; Viridiplantae; Streptophyta; Magnoliopsida; Fabales; Fabaceae
Product: G patch domain-containing protein 8
Exons: 8
Coding region: 162-1076 (304 amino acids)
Molecular function (GO): nucleic acid binding
Source: RefSeq, a predicted model, not a curated record